CGAGCGCAAGUGAAACGUUGGUGCGGCCAGGCUGGAUUGGCUGCAGUUCUCUCACAAGUUACUUUCGAUUUUGUUUGUUUUUAGGAGGUUGUGUUUGAUCGUAGAGAGGUGACGUAAAAUAUUUUGGCUUUGCACUUAUGCAACAUCUAAGUUUGUGAUUGUGGUGGCAGUUUUGAACAGAACCAAGAAAAGUGCUGAUGAACAGAACUAGAUCUGUUGUGUGGACCAAGGUCAGCUAAAAGACUGGACAAGAACGCCAAGUUCCUAUUAUAGAGGAUAAGUCUAAAGGACAGCCUUUCCUAUCUGAAAGAGCUCAGUAAAGACUCUUCUACACCAAGUGUUUGCUUCAUGGGUGGUCAAAGUUCCACUCAGGCACCUGCUGUUUCCCUAAGGGAGAUAAUUGAACAUGAAACUAAGAUACAAAGGCUGAGAGCAGAGUUGGAGAGGGAGAGAGAUGAACGUAAGGAUGAGAGACGAAGGCUGAGAGCAGAGUUGGAUAGGGGGAGAGCUGAACUUGAGAAACUGUUAGGAAUUCAGAGAGCCAUCUCAGAGAGUACCAAUGAAACUGGAUCAAAGUCUUCUGACCAUAGCGAUGUGUCCAUGAAGAGUGACUGCUCAAAGGAUCUGCCAUUAAAAUUCAAAAGUACCGAUGAAACUGGAUCAAAGUCUUCUGACCAUAGCGAUGUGUCCAUGAAGAGUGACUGCUCAAAGGAUCUGCUGUUAAAAUUCAAAAGUACCAAUGAGACUGGUUCAAAGUCUCUUGACUCUGGCUGUGUUUCCAUGAAGAGUGACCGUUCCAAGGAUCUGCCGUUAUUUUUCAAAAGUACCGAUGAGACUGGAUCAAAGUCUUCUGACCUUAGCUGUGUUUCCAUGAAGAGUGACCGCUCCAAGGAUCUGCCGUUGAAAUUUAAAAGCAGUCAUGACGAGACUUCAGAGACCGGUGGAAAAAGAGACCUGGGCUCUAUAUUUCAGCUUGUCAAGGAGAACACAGUUUCUUUUGUAAAGACCCAACUGAAGUGGUGUCAGAAGGUUCUGAGCACAGAUUCCCCAGAUAUUCUCCGGUGGCUAUGUGGGGAAAAUGAGGAGGCUGAUAAGAAGAUCUGGAGGAGCAGGGACGCAUUUCUGACAAUCACACUGGACUUCAUGAGGACAAUGAACCUGGGGGACCUUGCAGACUCUCUACAGAACAAGCUCAACUUCAUCGUCAGAGGGACAUCAGCAGACAUCUCAGAGGCCUCAUCCCAAAGAGAUCGACAAAACAGAUCAUUCAUGACAAUUAUAGCUGACUAUUGUGGAAACCGGCUGAAAAAAAGGAAGGACUAGGUCUGAAAGUUUUGAAGAGUUUAAAUGCACAGAAAAUGACAGGAUCGUGUACUAAUGAGCAGCUAUCCACCUUAUUCCUAACCCCCAUGAUGCCUUGCAAGAAUUCUGGAUGAGACUUCAUGUCUUCUACUGGCGUUGUAUUAAGGAAGGUAAUCCUUACUGUUAGUGAUUUAGAGUUUAAAAUGUGUCCACAUAAUCUCAAACAGUAUAGUGUGACUGUUCCUCUGACAUAAACGAAUAAGAGAAAAACAUUCAGAUAAAACAUUCAGAUGUCUAUCUAAAAACAAGGUUGACUAAAGCCUAAACAUAAACAUCAGCAUGGAUACCUAGGAAAAUACAAUCACACAUUUUAGUUUGUUCAUAAAUUCUUAUUUUAUAAAUCAGUCCCACUUUUCAUGUGUGUUUCAGAAAAAUUCACGAGUCACAUGAUCACCUUUCAGAACGGUGAUUCUGAAAUCCAUAUUAAUUUAUGAAACAUCAUAUCCCUUAUCAUUUGGACAGUGAACAGCAUUAAAACACCACAGCUGGUAAAAACAGAGGUUUAACGUCAUCCAGUUUCAAAUUCAACAGCAAAUAAAAAACUCAAACAUUUCAGGAAAUGUAAGUUGCACCAUAAAAUAAUAUUUAGUUCGAUGUUUAAUUUAAAGUUUUAAGAAAUAUCCAAGUUAGUCUUACUAUGAGCUACCAGUGUGUGAAACACUACACUACAAUAAAGGUGAGAGUAGAUAAGAGUAGGAAAAGGCCCAUAAAUAGUUUAAAAAACUAUAAUAAUAAAAAAACGUGAUUGUGGAAUACACUGUUCUGUCAUUCUCAUGAAAAGAUUUGUACACAGUCUUGUACCUUUGCCGUUUUCUUUAUUUUUAAAUGCACUGAAUCAAAUACUUCAUAGUGAUGAGGAGGCAGGUAGCUGGUUAGCUUGGUUCAUGUAUUCAAAACGAGGAUUCAAGGAUUUUGCAAAAUGUUUAAUUAGAAUUUGAAUGGGGAAUUAACUCUUAAAACUAGAGCCACCAAAGAGGGGGUCGGGCACUACUGAGCUCUAUAUAACUGGAAUUUUCACCCAUAAUCAAACCAACAGUAGAGCCCCAGGAAUAAGGUGGAUACUUCACUCCCAUAGACAUAAUAUGGAAGUAGAUGCUAAACUGUUUGACUGGUCAGAUGUUGACGCCAUAUUGGUAGAGGCAGGUCUGCUAAAUAGGGCAAUACAAGUAGAUGAGGAUUAAAAGUAUUAAAAAGCACAAAUUAAUACAUUAAAUUGAUUCUAAUGAAACUUUUAAUGCUUAAGGAUCCAUAUUUAUGGAAGUAACGAUAAUGAAAACCACUGAGA
Cheilinus undulatus (humphead wrasse) is the source of this 2647-nucleotide messenger RNA. RefSeq names its product dentin sialophosphoprotein-like. NCBI's taxonomy places the organism in Eukaryota, Metazoa, Chordata, Actinopteri, Labriformes, Labridae. The coding region runs from base 349 to 1323 and encodes 324 amino acids. The record is from RefSeq and is a predicted model, not a curated record. The transcript has 14 exons.